Messenger RNA from Gossypium raimondii (Peruvian cotton), 2953 nucleotides. RefSeq names its product protein LONGIFOLIA 2. The transcript is spliced from 4 exons. The record is from RefSeq and is a predicted model, not a curated record. The coding region runs from base 325 to 2679 and encodes 784 amino acids. Lineage: Eukaryota; Viridiplantae; Streptophyta; Magnoliopsida; Malvales; Malvaceae. Gene Ontology annotation, biological process: regulation of monopolar cell growth.
GUACUAACUUGGCAUUGUAUGAAAAGGUAAGGGCAAGGGCAAGUAACGUCCGUAUUCACUUUGCCCCCACACCCACACUGCUCUUUUCCUUAACUUCGACCACCCUUUUAAAGACCAGAAAAGCGGGAGAUGCGAUAGAGGCUGCUGUCUCAAACCCUCUCUCGCCUACGGACAAGGGGAGAAAGAAACAGGCAAUCAAUCAUGCUGAAAUAUUCGACGAUGGAAGUCUAAACAGAAGAUUAACUUGUAAGGAAGAAGAGGAUUAUCGAGUUAAAUACUAGGGUGAAUAGUUUUUUUUUUCUUCAAAAGAAAAAGAAAGGAAAGAUGAUGACGGGUGUAGUGCCAGAGCAGAAUCUUGAGAAGCAAAUAGGGAAACAAAUGGGAUGCAUGGCUGGUUUCCUUCAGAUCUUUGAUCGUCACCAGCUUCUUUCUGGCAAACGCCUUUACUCCCCUAAGCGCCUCCCUCCCGUGGAAACGCCGGCGAGUGAAAAGAAAACGGAGCAAGUGAAGACCGUUGAGACACCAGCAAUAUCGAGAGAAUUAGAGAAGCAGCCACAAGGUCGAGCAGCAGCGUCACCGGACCGUUCGAAGCAAUCUCCAGUUAUAUCGGAGCUCCGAUCUCCGGCAUCGGAACUUUUCACGCCUACUGGUAAUCAGAGCAAGUCACCUCUCCCCCUUCCCGUUUUUGAGUACAAAGAAGGUAGCGCGAGGUCGCCAUGGAAAUUCUCCAAGGAAGCUCCGAGGCUCUCUCUGGAUAGCAGAGCCGUCGUUGACGCCAAAGGAAGCCUUAAGCCCCGAGAGAUCCGUACGAAUGCCUCCAUAUUAUCUGCGAACCAAUGCGAAGAUGAGGUGGAUGAUAGCGAUAAACAACGGCGGUCACCAAGCGUAAUUGCAAGGCUCAUGGGACUGGAACCGAUACCGGAUUCGAAUCCCGAACCGAACGGAAAAGCUCAGCUCCGAAGAUCCGCGUCGGAAGCUAGAGGUCGAGAUCUGUUUCAGUAUCAUUUCAUUGACGGAGUUAAUUUCCACUUAAAACAAAGCCAACAACCAAAUUUCCAAAACGGAGGAGCUUCGAGUAAUGUCGUAAGGGAAAAUGGAGCCAAACAAGAUCGUGUAAUUAUCAACAGGCCAGACGGCUUAAGAAAUGCGAGAGCUGAACUGGUAAAAGCUCCAAUUCGAGGUUUGGACCAAAGGAAAUGCUUCUACGACUCAGCUGACUUCUUCCCCGAGAGAAAACAAGCCGUUAACGUCUACGGGGAGAUUGAGAAACGUCUUAAGCUCAGAGGAAUAGACGAGCCAUCGAAAGAUCUUGAGACACUCAAACAAAUCCUUGAAGCGUUGCAACUCAAAGGCCUUUUACACAGUAAGAAAUCUCCAAACCAAACGAAUAAUAGAAACUUCGUUUAUCAACAUGAACAAUCUCCAAUCGUCGUAAUCAAACCGGGAAGAUCACCGGCUUCCACGGCCAGAAGGAUUGCCAAAGAUUCGCCUCCUUCAAAUUAUCGAUCAAGACCUGGACCUCGCCGGAACUUGAAUAUUGACUCACCGCCGACUAUGAGCCCGAGACGUGAUCGGCCGGAGAUUGAACGGAAUAUUCGGAGCCAAAGCAGAGGUAAGGGUUCGAUUUCUCCGGGUAGGAAUGAGUGUGGCGUUAGGAGUCCCAACAGAAGGCCACUGAAUGUUGAAAUUCAUAGGAGAGGGAAUGGAAAUGGAAAUGUAGAGCAGAAAAGAGUCUCUCCGGUUCAGUCGCCCCGGCUUAAUGUGAGAAGAACCGGAUUAGAACAGACUACGAAUAGAUUACCCAGAAAUAGGAAACCAACGGCUGAGAUUUAUGAUAAAGAAGAGAAGGUAUUUAUUCCAGCGGAGGAUCAAACAUCUUCUGUUUCAGAGAGUAGCAUUAGCACUUCUUCUCAAACUGAUACGGAGAGGUCGAAGGUGGAGGACUACAAGGAUGGGGGGACCCUUUUGGAAAGAUGUGAUAAGUUGCUUCACAGCAUUGCAGAGAUGACGGCUGCUACGACCGAGUUGCAGCCGAGCCCGGUCUCCGUACUUGAUUCCUCGUUCUACAAAGAGGACUCGUCUCCGUCCCCUGUUAUGAAACGGAGCAUAGAUUUCAAAGAUCAACUUGUUGAAUCAGAAGAUGAAAUGUGGAGUCCUGCAAUGCCAUCCGUUGAAUCAAAGUCUGAUGAUUGUGAUUUUAUCUACAUUUCCGAUGUCCUCAGAGCAGCCAAUUACAUGCAUGAUGAAUCUGAUGUCUUUUUGUUGCUUGAGAAGCAACAGUAUGUGAAGGGCAAAGACACCUCUAAAGUGUCUAGGCUCCAAAGGAAGCUGAUAUUUGACACCAUCAACGAAAUUCUGAACCGAAAGAAGCAAUUACCGCCAUGGAAGGUUGUGACUGGGGAGACAUCAUUGCAACAAAUUUGGUCCGAAUUCCAAAAGAUUCGGGAAAGGGACUCCUCGGAUGACAUGUUUGAGGACAUUUGUGGUGUCUUAAGAAAGGACCUUGCUGGGGAUGCCAUUAACGGUUGGGAUGGUUGCCCCAUUCAGAUGUCGGAAGCGAUCCUGGACAUCGAACGCCUAAUAUUUAGAGACCUAAUCAGUGAAACUAUCCGAGAUCUCGCUGCAUUGGCUGAAAAAAGUAAUAACAUCCCAGCACCUCGUAGGAAGUUGGUGUUCUGAUAUUGACUUGAUGAAAAAGAGAGUGUCCUUUAUAUUAUUUUCCCGCACUUACCUUUAAAUCCCUGCUCUUUUCCUUUUCUUUUUUUUUUUUCAUUCUAAUUAUAUUUAUAUUGACCCCCCUUUUUCCUUCUAAUCUUUCAUUUUACCUGAAGUCCAGGCAUAGCUAAUGAUCGCUUUUGCAAGCUGUAAAAAAAGGGUGGGUUAAUAUUCGUGUUCACGAUGGAAAAAGUUGUUGUCAAUGUCAAGCACUAGUGAGCUAUCAAAAGCGUUGUUA